Molecule: messenger RNA, 1916 nt
Organism: Corapipo altera (White-ruffed manakin)
Lineage: Eukaryota; Metazoa; Chordata; Aves; Passeriformes; Pipridae
Gene: UBASH3A
Product: ubiquitin associated and SH3 domain containing A
Exons: 14
Coding region: 1-1863 (620 amino acids)
Biological process (GO): negative regulation of T cell receptor signaling pathway
Cellular component (GO): cytoplasm
Molecular function (GO): protein binding
Source: RefSeq, a predicted model, not a curated record
AUGGCGGUGGCUGAGACACAGCUCUAUGCAAAGGUGUCCAACAAGCACAGGAGCAAAAGCACCUCUGCCCUCCUCGAGUCCCUCCUCGCCAAAGGAUUCCCGGCUCAUACCGCGCAAAAAGCUUUGGUUGCUACUGGACAAAAGACAAUAGAAGAUGCAGCAAAAUGGUUGCAUUCCCACUGCAACGAUCCCUCUCUGGAUGACCCAAUCCCCCAGGAAUAUGCCCUUUACCUGUGUCCCACUGGCCGCCUGCUCGACCGCCUGCAAGAGUUUUGGAAGGAGAGCAAGCGCCAGUGCGGGAAGAACAGAGCCCACGAGGUUUUCCCACACAUCACCCUCUGUGAUUUCUUCACGUGUGAAGACCAGAAAGUGGAAUUAUUGUAUGACACCCUAAAACGGGUCGGUGACAGCUUUUCCCAGUGCUUUCCACCAUCUAUUUCCCUAACACUACAUGCAUCCCCCAGCUACCUUGGCUUCUUCAUUGAUGACACCCAUGCCAACGUCCUCAAAGACUUUGCUCUGGCAUUCUCAUCAGAGGCUUCGGCCCUGGCAGACUGCCAUGUGAAGCCCUCUCUGAAGCAGUUCCACCUUACCCUCGCUCACAAGUUUUAUCCUCACCAUCAGAAGACUUUGGAACAACUGGCCAAAUGCAUUAACCCCGGGGAGCCCUGCCAGUGGGUGGCUGCUCUCUACUCACGGGACAUGCGUUUUGUGCAUUACCAGAGGCUGAGGGCCCUGUUCCAGUACAAGCCCCAGAACAUUGAUGAGCUCAUGAUCAACGCUGGGGAUUUCAUCUACGUUGACCCGACGCACCAGUGCGACGUGAGCGAGGGCUGGGUGGUCGGGACCUCGCACCGCACCGGCUGCAGGGGUUUCCUUCCAGAAAACUACACUGAGAAAGCCCACGAGUCAGACACGUGGGUUAAGCACAGGGAAUAUGUUUUUGGGACAGCUUCAAGAUCCUUCACCCAAACUGAAAGGGAAUCUAAUGUAAAGCCGAAUGGAGAAGCCCAUAAUCCAAGUAUGUCAAGGAGUGGAACCAGUGUAGUUUCUAUUCAGCUGCCUCAGAACGGCCCCCUGCGCAGAGCGGUGCUGGUGAUGCGCCACGGGGAAAGAGUUGACCAGGUCUUUGGCAAAUCUUGGCUUCAACAGUGCCUGACUGCAGAUGGAAAAUACUACAGAGCGGAUCUGAACUUCCCCUCUGCCCUGCCAAAGAGGAAAGACAGCAUGAAGCAGUUUGAAUAUGAUCCUCCUUUAUCUUGCUGUGGUAUUUUCCAGUCAAGGCUUAUAGGGGAAGCUCUGCUGGACCAGGAGGUGAUGGUGAGCUACGUGUACUCGUCCCCUGCCCUCCGCUGUGUACAGACAGCUCAACACGUGCUGCAGGGGCUUAAAUUAAAUCAAAAAGUCAAAAUCAGGGUGGAACCAGGUCUGUUUGAAUGGACCAAGUGGGAAGCAAGCAAAGUAAUCCCUAACUUCAUGACUGUGGCAGAACUGGCAGAGGCAUCUUACAACAUAGACACAAGUUACAGGGGUAACUUCCCACUCUCUUCUCUGGUGCCGUCGGAAAGUUAUGAAGACUAUUUAAGCCGAAGCUCUGUGGUUAUGAAACAGAUCAUCACUGCCUGCCCCAGCAAAGGUGAAGGAUCUUCCCUGGCAUCUUUCACCCGGCCUCUGAUGGGGCUCCCCAGCAGAGACAGCAGUGACUUUGCCCAGAUGGUACGGAAGAUCCCUUCCCUGGGCAUGUGUUACUGUGAAGAACUGAAAGAGGAGAACAAGUGGCAGAUGGUCAACCCACCAGUGAAGACCUUAACUCACGGAGCAAAUGCAGCAUUUAACUGGAGAAAUACUAUCCUGGAAGACUAAAGAGUCAGCUCUGCCUUUGCAGUUGUCAAAAAUGAGCCAAAGGCAGGUUAUGG